UGGCUCAGAGAAGAAAAGUCAUUAUCAGCCACACUGUGAGUUUGAGUCUAACCUGUGCUACGUGAAAACCCUAUCAGAAACAGAGAGAGGCAGAGAGAAUGAAUGGAUAAAUGAAGGAACGGGUGAACUUGAGUGUGGUGGGGAAUGUCUGUUAUCUCAGCACGCAGGAGGCAAGAAGAAGAAUGCAAUCCAUGGAGACAGAUCCCCCUCCAACACCACAGAAGCAGCCAGCAUGCCAGUCACCAAGUGUCCAAGAAAAUCACAGCCCCUGUGGAAAGGGUUUGACUGGAAAGCCCAGAAGAAUGGACUGAGGCACCAAGUAUUUGCUGUGAACGGAGAUCACUAUACGGGCGAGUGGAAGGGCAACUUGAAACACGGGAAAGGAACACAGGUCUGGAAGAAGAGUGGCGCUAUCUAUGAAGGGGACUGGAAGCUUGGCAAGAGAGAUGGCUAUGGCACCCUCAGUCAACCUGACCCAGAGACUGGAAAGUACAGGAGAGUGUACUCAGGCUGGUGGAAAGGCGAUAAGAAAUCGGGCUAUGGGAUCCAGUUUUUCGGACCCAAGGAAUACUACGAGGGUGAGUGGUGUGGCAACCAGCGCAGCGGGUGGGGACGCAUGUACUACCACGACGGCAACAUCUACGAGGGCCAGUGGAAGAACGACAAGCCCGACGGGGAGGGCAUGUUGCGGCUGAAGAAUGGGAACCGAUUUGAGGGUAGCUGGGAGAGAGGCAUGAAGAACGGCCAUGGGCGUUUCUUUCACCUGGACCAUGGUCAGCUGUUUGAAGGCUUCUGGGUGGACGAUGUGGCCAAAUGUGGCACCAUGAUCGACUUUGGCCGUGAUGAGGCCCCUGAGCCCACCCAGUUCCCCAUUCCUAAGGUGGAGAUUCUAGACCCAGACGGCGUGCUGAAGGAAGCCAUAGCUAAGCUGAUGAAUUCCAAGGAAGAAGACAGCUGAUGCCAGAUGAGGGGACACAGCUGGCUUGCCACCUCUGAUGCGGCUGAGGCCGCUCCGGGUCCCUGAGCAAUGCUCAUCUCCUCUUAUCACUAAAGGGCUCAGGGCAGGACCAGAGAGGGUAAGGUUCUUGCCUCCUGUAGUCCGGCUUUUCCUUCUUGGUCACUCCUCUUUGAAACACAUCUUUCUAGAAGAAGCAAGUGCAUUCCAGUCCUGUCCAGCGCUCUUCAGUUGCAUUCAUAGCCUCCUCGGGUGGUACGUUCCUUCUAAAGGGCCUUGAGUAAGGCUGUGGGCCCUUGGCCUGCACGAACCCAACUGUUGGUGGGGGCCUUGUCCUGG
Molecule: messenger RNA, 1294 nt
Organism: Acomys russatus (golden spiny mouse)
Lineage: Eukaryota; Metazoa; Chordata; Mammalia; Rodentia; Muridae
Gene: Morn3
Product: MORN repeat containing 3
Exons: 6
Coding region: 233-958 (241 amino acids)
Source: RefSeq, a predicted model, not a curated record